Tympanuchus pallidicinctus (lesser prairie-chicken) is the source of this 8604-nucleotide messenger RNA. RefSeq names its product transmembrane protein 178B (gene TMEM178B). Lineage: Eukaryota; Metazoa; Chordata; Aves; Galliformes; Phasianidae. Gene Ontology annotation, cellular component: membrane. The record is from RefSeq and is a predicted model, not a curated record. The transcript has 4 exons. Bases 785 to 1531 code for a protein of 248 amino acids.
CCGGCGGGACCGGGCGAGCGGAUGGCCGGGCCGGCGGGGAGGAGCCGAGACGGUUCGGAAGCCGGGAUGUCGGCGGCCGCGAGCGACUGAGCGUCUGAGCGACUCGGGCCGAGUCCGCCGAGGGAGAGACGGAGCCGCGCUCUCCCGCGUUGCCAGCCGCAGCCGGGGAGCCGGCGCUCCGGCCGCGAUUUGAAGCGCGGCGGCGACGGAUCGCUGCCCGCCUCGCUCCCUCCCCUUCGACCCCUCUUUAAACCCGAGCCGGCCGGCCGGACGAUGCCCGCGCCGAGCGGCUGAGGAAGAAGAGACGGGUCACCCCUCGGCGCCGGGAGAGCCCCGCUUCCGCACGGGAGGUGUCCGCCCGCUGAACUUUCUGUCCUGCGGGGCCGGGCUGGAUUCACCGAGCCGAAAGCCAUCGCUCCCGCGCCUCCCGGCCGGCCGGACCCAUAGACAUUAACGGAACGGCCGCAGCCGCCGAGUCCCCCCGGGUUCGCUCCUCCGUGGCGAGGGCGGCGGGACGUCUGCGCGGGCGGGAGGGAGGAAGGCUGCGCUUCUCCUCGCCGCGUCUCCUCCGCAGGGGAGGGGAGGCCGACGAGCCCCCGGGGCACGACUUGGGAGCGCUCCGGGCGUCCGUCCGCAGCGUGGAUGUGAGCCGCGCGAGAGGGGAUGCUCCAGGCUGCCUCUGCCCAGUGACGGCCGGCGGCUGCUCCGGGGCUUCGGCGUGGCCUCGCGGUCAAGGGCUUUGCCUGUGGUGAAGAUGUCCAUGGUGUUCCCGUGAAGCUGAGGUAUGGCUGCUGGAAGGUUGCUGCUGUAUGCUGGCCUCUCUUUAGCUUUGUGUGCCCUGGGCAUGCUGGCUGUGGCGAUCUGCUCUGACCACUGGUACGAAACUGAUGCCCGGAAGCACAGGGAGAGGUGCAAAAGCAUCACCACUAAGAGAAAUGAUCCUGGCUUUAUUUACAACUCCAACAACAACCUGCCUCUCAGGGCCAGCAGGUCGAGGUUGGACCGCUGGGAAGGGAAACUCCUCUUGGCAAGGAACAGGAGGCAGAUCUUUGCCAUGAGUGCGGUCGACGAGUGCAACAGACAGUACAACUCAACCAACAUGGGGCUCUGGAGGAAAUGCCACCGACAAGGAUUCGACCAAGAGCUGGAGGAGCUGAUUGCCAAAGGAGCAAUUGAGCGGUGCUCAUACAUCAAGUACCACUACUCCUCAGCGACCAUUCCCAAGAACCUCACCUACAACAUCACCAAGACAAUCCGCCAGGAUGAGUGGCACGCCUUGCAUCUGCGCAGGAUGACAGCUGGCUUCAUGGGCAUGGCUGUGGCCAUCAUCCUCUUCGGAUGGAUUAUCGGGGUGCUGGGGUGCUGUUGGGAUCGAGGCCUUAUGCAAUAUGUGGCGGGGCUUCUCUUCCUCAUGGGAGAAAGAGAAAAAUGUAAACCAUUGCAAUGUGAUUGUCCACUACACCAUCCAUGCUGUGUUUGUGGCCCAAGACUGAGGCGACUGCAGAAGCGUGAAGAAAGCCGUCAGGUCUGAGACAGUGCGUCUCCUCUGGUGGAUUUCUGGAUGGUUUUGGUUUUCGUGGAGCAUCCGAGAGCUCAGAAUGGAGCCAAGGGAAGACUGACCAGGGAGAAGGGAGGUGGGGGGAGCCCUGGCAGUUGUUCCUCCUGAGUAUUUACUGGAUUGGGAUUACACUGAGUUUUUGGAUGUUUGAGAAAACUGGGCAAAAGCCAUUACUGAAGAGAAAAAGGGAGAAAAUUUUUGUAAGAGAGAAGUAAGAGAAGCCUCUUGUUGUGUUCAUGUAUGCCAAAUAAGAACUUCACACAUCUUGUCUUUGGAACCUGCCCCAGGUCACUGGACAUCUCCACUCUCCAUCUGAGAGAACUGUGGAAAAGAAAGGGUCAGAUGCAGAGAAUGGAGAUCCAUUUCCCAUGAGCUCAAGCGUUGUAUGAUAUAAUUGUGAAUCUUCAAGUGGGAUUCUCUCUCUCUUUUGGUCUUUCUCUUUUUCCUGCUACUCUUCUUCCCGUUACCCCCUUCUCCCUUCACUCCUCUCUCCCCAUCGUUCGGGUCAUAGAUCCCAGAAGAGCUAACAGAACAGAUGGGGAUGUAUACCUUUGAAGGAAGCAGAGCAUUUUGGCUGUGAAGACAGCAGCUGCUCGCAGGGGAACAGUGGCUGAGGGGAAGGUGAGGUGAAAGGCUAAGGCUGUAACUAAAGGGAGCUGGAAGAGGCAACUGCCAAAUGGCCCUGUUCAGGAAGUGAUGGCACCACCGAUAAAUAGCAGGCAAAGGGAAACAGGGCAGGGAAAAAAAGUCCCCCACAAAACAAGCCAAUCCAACAUGCUCUUAAUUCAAGGGUAAUUACAUCAGUCUUUUAUUACACCCAAUAUCUGCAUGUCAUCAGCUCCCAUUUGACGAUAAAAAUCAUCUAGCUGCGCCUGACCUGGGGCUCACAGCUCAAGAAAAUGUGGAGCUGUUGGAGCAAGCCCAGAGGAGGGCCACAAAGAUGAUCAGUGGGAUGGAGCACUUCUCCUGUGAAGACAGACUGAGGGUGUUGGACUUGUUUCACUUGGAGAAGAGAAGGCUCUGGAAAGGCCUCAUUGUGGCCUUCCGAUACUUGAAGGGAGCUUUUAAAUAGGAGGAGGACUGACUUUUUACACAGUCUGAUAGUGAUAGGACAGGGCGGAAUGGCUUUAUACCAAAAGAGGGGAGGUUUAGGGAAAAGUUCUUUACUCAGAGGAUGGUGAGGUGCUGGAACAGGCUGCCCAGAGAGGUUGUGGAUGAAGCAUUCAAGGCCAGUUUGGAUGGAGGCUCUGGGUGACAACCCUACCCACGGCAGAGGGUUGGAACUGGACGGGAUUUAGGAUCCUUACCAACGUAAGCCGGUCUGUGAUUCUGUGAUCUCCUGAAUCUAUGAAAUCUCAAAAGGAUAAGGAGGCAAUCUGCUGAAAUGAUGCCUGCACAGAAAUAAAGGCAUUAACUCCAGAUUAUGCUAUUUACAUGGCUGUCAGGAAGCAGCAUUUUGACUUGUUAAAAAAAAAAAUCCAACCAAGAAAUAAUUUUUAUGCAAUGCAAUUGCAUAGCCAGCCAUUCCCCUUCCAGAUCUGCUUUCCCUCCCUGUUACACCUUGUGUGAUGAUGUUCCUUUUUGUUAACAGUGUCCAAAGAAAUAAAGUUUCUGAAGGCUAUUUUGGAGUAGGGUAGAUUUGGUUUUCUUUCACUCUUGCUCAGCUACUUAGCAUUUAUGUUCUUUGGUUUUACAAAUUCCCAAAACAUGCCAAUGUCAGCUGCCAAGUCAAUGCGUUGCCACUGAAAUGCCAUCCCUGGCAAGUGAAGUUUUGUCAUUUCAUUCUCCAUUAGAUCUGACUGGAGAAAGUAAGUAUUUAUUGAUUCAUGUUGAAAAUAGAAACCUUUUGAAGAAACUUGCUUUUUAAGUAGAUUGGAUUUUUUUUCCUCUGGCAAUGUUUUCAAGCAGAGUGUUCUGAAAAGCUUUGAAACUGUUUAAAUGUGCAGGUGCUUACUAGAUGAGGAGGCUGAUGAGUUACCACUGGACAGAAGGAAAUUAAAAAUAAAAACAAUUCUUGGAAAGCUAAAUUGAAACCGAAAGCAUAAAACCAACAACUGAAAACUAAAAGAGACCUUUAAAAAUGUGAAAAAAUUCAUGCUAUGAAAGAUUUUGAGAAAAAGCAACUUCUCAUAAAGGUGUUAAUGCUUUACGAAACUGGUACUUGUGUCAUUAAAACAUCUUUGAACACAAACUUUCUUCUUCCUCUGCAGUUCUGAGUGUGAUAGGGAAACUCUUUCAUGUGAAUAGAGGUAUCUGGAGUGACCUCACUAGACCGAAAGUCAGAGAGGUUUCUAGCUGGCAUCUGCCAUUGGGUGCUGUGACGUGGAAAGCAGUAUGACAGCUCCUGUGGUGGUGUAUGCCUUGUGUGAGCCGUGACAAUUCACAAAGUGUAUGCUUUUCAGGUGGAGUUUUGAAGGAGCUAUAGCAGUAAGAUUGAAAGAAAUUGAAGUCAUUUUGCCAUUUCAUGGACUCUCAACUCUUCUCUCUGCAGCAGGCAUGAAAAUAGAUCUGCCUUGAUGAAGUACUCUCUGAAGGUGUUGGUUGGUUUACAAGCUGUAUAUGAGCUGAGUGCUGGCCUGUGUUUGGUGAUUGUGGGAGAGGGUUACACUCAUUUUGCUUUAUAGCAGAGAAGUGUUAACCCUGGAUCUUAUCUUUAGGCCUGAUUUGUGAUUUUCCACUCAUUAUAGCACAGCCUCUCAGGCCUGUAUGAGCAUGUGUGUUAAAAGUGUGGGUGUAAGUGCUUGAAGCAGCAGGUGAAUACAGAACUUUAAUGUCAGACUGGAUCCUAAAGGACCACCUGUCCAGGCAAAAAUUUUGGUGCGCGUCUUUGACUGAAACAGGGGCAAAAGCCCUUAGGAUCUUUUGAAUUUCUCUCUGUGCUGCUCACAGCCUCAGGAGGAGCCCCAAAGGGCCGUGAGCAGUGUGAGGUGGGCCGAGAGCCUUAGCUUAGUCCCGCGCUCAUCUCCAGAGCAGGGCUGACCCAAGAUACAUCUGGAGACAGAUCUGUGAUGGUUAGUGACUAUGUACAUCCAGAGCCAAAGCGCAUUCCCACCUACUCCAACUUUCUGCUUUUUUGGGAGGCUUUGAAAUUUCUUUCUGACCUGAGAUUCAAGCUUUCCAACUAGUGUCUGGUUUACUAGACUGAGCAGUAGUCAAAAAUCUGUCACAUGUGCUCCCCACGUUAAGGGUCUUGGCUCUGUCUCUCAGUCUGCUCCAGGGAAAUGUUCAAGCACAUACUUUACUUCUGACAUGUGACUGAUUCCAUUGCCUUUGGUAGACUAUUCACAUGCUUCAAGUUAAGAAUGUGCUUUUCUGGGUGAUGUUCAGCUUCCUUCUGAGUCCAGCCCGUGUUCUUUUGCUAUCCUGUCCUUGUAGAUAAUGUGACACCCUUGUCCUAGCCUGAUGCAGGUGCUUGUGCUCCCUCUCUUUUACAGGAAGCCGUUCCCAGGGAAGUGGGGUGAAUUGCCCCAGCGCAAGUGGUGUGUAGGCUGAGGCUUUUUUUUACAGUGAGCCUCCAGUUCUUGUACAGUGAGGUUCUGUGAUGGCAGUGAGUUAGUUGCAAUGGCUUCUACUUCUAUCCCUGCCAGGGCACUGUGUGGGAGCCCUGCAAGGGAAUAUAUUGUGGGAAUCUAUGUGCUACGUAUCUUAUGGACUCUUAGGACACCGUCUUCAAGCUAAAGCUGUUCGCAUGUUAAAACUCCUGACUCAUAGUGGCCACCUGUAUAUAUCAUCUCUCCUUUCUCCCUUUCUGCUAACACAGAUCUUCCCUGAUCUGAAUAGUACGGUCCCUCAAGUCAUAUUUCUAGUUGGGCUUUUAUUUCGUUUGCUCUACCCCAGGGACAGUCACAAGUGGAUCUGAAGCCACCAGUGACCAGGGCAAUUUCUUUUAAAAAACCGUCACUACUUUAGAAAAUGUUAUUUCAGCUACAGUAAGAAAUGAAGAGAAGAAAAACAAAACAAAGCAAAAUAAAUUACAAAACAAACAAACAAACAAAACCCUCAGAGUCCACUCCUCUAACCCAGAGGAUCCUGUCCUCCCAGGAGAGACCCAUGAGAGUGCAGGUAUUCUGCUUUCCUGUGGACACAAGUCAUUUGGGAGCACUUUUAGCCGUAGCAUGCUAGCUGUGCACUUCAUCAGACGAUCAGCAAAACAGCAUUGGGAAGGGAAAGGAUUGCUAUGCAGGGGAUAUUUCAGAUUCCCAAGUGUUCCUGGAAGACUGUGUCUCCACGGCUGUCCAUUUACUCACCAUGCAGCACCUCCAAACCAGGCUCAUCCCUGGAGCCCCACUGAUAAGCAGAGCUCAGAAGAAAAUCACUGUAAUCUGUCCUUAAUUCUUGAGUGCCAAGCUAACUCCCAGGAGCAAAAUGGAGAGGAAAUAAUAUGUUACCAAGUAUAGCUUAAAUAAAAACAUACAUUAUUUGGGCUCUUUCUUCUUUGUGUCUCUUCAUAGGCCUAGAAGGGCAAUAGAGCUGCUUGGGUGAAUUCACACAAAUCAUCCCUGUGUAUCAGCACCUCAUUUCCUUACCCCCAGGACUUGCACUCUUUCACAGCCCUUUCUGUUGCAUUCAUCCAGUCAGCAAGGAAAGGUUCAAGGUAAAAAACUGAGACAUUUCUGAAUGAUUGCCAGGCACCACUGAGAGACGAGGAGUAAAAAACCUGCAUGAAGCACAUUCAGCAUGUAAAGGUUAGUGAUGGGUGAAUAUCCAAGGCCAGCUGAAAAGCUCAUAAAAAGAGGACUUAACACUCAGUGCCCCACAGUUCCCAGUAACAGCCAGCAGUACAAUGCAUAUGCUCCAUAUUACAUACACUGAAGUCCAUAGAAAGCUUCACUUUUGCUCCAGUGAGUUUUGGAUCAGGUGCCUCAAAAAAAUAUUUCAGUGCUAUCCUGGUUAGUGCUGAAAAUGAAAUGCUUGCUCAUAUAUGCAUUUAUCUAAUGAUUUGCUUUAUAAGGAAAUCAGAUAUUAUCUGUUUUUUCCCUGAUUUAUGUUUCCCGUUCUAUCUUCCUCCCCAAAUCACUAAUACCCCAAGCCUGUAGCUUUCUUCAGAGCCAUAGCUAGAGAUUGCAAUGCUUUUUAAAACAAAGGACCAACUGCUGGUGCCAGUGGGCUCUGACAAGCUUGCUGUUGACAUUGGUGGGAGAACUGGAGCCUGACAGAAUGCUGCUAGUUAAAGUGCAAAUGUGCCUUGCACAUUUUUAGGAUUUUACUUACAGAAAAAGCCUGGACUACUGCCUCAAUAUAGGCCACAAGAGGGAAAUGAAAUGCUGGUCACCUUUAGUAAAGCACUCCAGAGUCACAGAUCAAUUGUCCUUUCUUGCUAAGGAGAGACUGGGAAUGAAAACAACUGAGGCUCAGAUAGGUUAUCCUCAGGGGGAGGUGGGGAGCGAAAAAAAAUGAAAUCAAGCUGCAGUUGCUUUAAGUCAGACUUGAUGGGCAUUGGUUGAGUUACGUGAGGACAAUCCAAUGACACUCACAGCAUCAGGAGUCUGAGCUGUCAAUCCCUGCCCAGUCUGUACUUUCAUGUCUUUCUUUCACUGAUUAACUCUCCUGCACAAUGGCACAAAACACCCUCCAAACUUUUCUAGAUUAGAGUGUAUAUAUGCGGACACCCUCGCUCCCCUCCUUCCUUUGCCUCACACAAACAUUCAUAUCCCAGGAUAUGGGUAACCUGGAAAUAUGUGCAGAGGGAGUAGAUAGCAAAAUGCAACAUAAUAGUUUGUUUUCUGUCCUUUUGUACUUAGCUCAGGAGUUGCAGUGCCAUUCAGGUGUCUUCUGCAUCUGUGUUAGGUCGUGUAUGCAGAUCACACAUAAAAUCUCUGCUGAAGAGAAGUGGGGAGGCACAACAGAGCUGGUGUGAAUUGGAUACUUGCCACUAGAAAGUAUUUGAAUAUUUAGAGAAGAGCUGCCUGUGUUGUUCUAAUCCCAGAGGUGUAGGAAAAGGAAGCAGCCUAGAUACAAAUACAUGUUUCUUUCUGCCUGCUCUGCCUUUGGCAGGAUAUAUCCAGCAAAAUGGGGGGCAGGCAGCAGCUCACAGCAGUAACAUCCUGAAACACCACUGCAAGACUCCAGACCUCACUACUGGUGCUCUUAAAUAUGGGAUUUCUGCAGACCUACUUCUGCAUCCAGCCAGACUUGAGCUGGCAAUUCUACCUCAGAAAACAGCUGUGCCCACAAGUCCUCACUGAUUUCUAAUGCUACAGACCCCAGCAGUAACCACUUGUGUGGUACAAAUGGGAUGUUCUUUUUGAGCGAGUAAGGCUAAAGGAAAAAAAAAAGUGAAAUCCCAUCAGGAGAGCCUUGGUGUUUGCAAAUUGCUUCUUGCAACCUGCACUUACAAGGUGUUUCUGUAAAACAGAUGGCCAGUGUUCAGAUUGGAGAGAAAAAAUGGCAUCAUACCACCUCCAACUCAGAAAAGUUUACAAUCCCCUUAUGUAGAAACGUUGCUGAAUGAGGGGCAGCGUCGUACUGCCUGAAUCUUAUUUCUGUCCUCUGCUGAGAGCUGUGGUUGACUGCUGGCAUUGCCAUGGCUGCACGAAAUGGGGCUCAGCACUGCAGGGAGCUUCACAUCCCGUGGCAUGGGAAUAGUGCUGCAAAAGGAAUUCCUUUCAAGUGGCCUUGUUAUUUUGCCAACUGGUCAGAACUUCCCAAACAUCAAGUGAUUCUGAUAGAGUCAAAAAGCAGUGUGACCUGCAGGUUUAGCUCUGGUUUCAAGGGGAUGUAGACACCAAGAAGUGUCAGCCAUAUUGGGCUCAGUUUCCUGGGACCAAUUACACAGAAGAACCACAGCUUCCAGUCUCUGUUCAGACAGUGAAUAGCAGUAUAACGCUGAAUGCUCUUGGUGCCAGCAUCAUUUUUAAAAACCAUGCAUGCUCCUAAUUUGCUUAAGCUCCUGUGAAGUUGUGUCUGAAGAAUAGUUUUCAUCUGGCUGUAGAGCAUAAGACUACAUUUUUAUGAAGAGUUUUCUUUUAACAACAUAGAUCAUAAGAAAAAAAAAAUCAGGUAAUCAUAACAACAAAGUAGAAGUGCAGCCUCAGACUAUUGAGCAA